This is a messenger RNA of Amphimedon queenslandica, 716 nucleotides long. Its product is annotated as NACHT, LRR and PYD domains-containing protein 3-like. NCBI's taxonomy places the organism in Eukaryota, Metazoa, Porifera, Demospongiae, Haplosclerida, Niphatidae. The annotation marks the transcript as partial. The record is from RefSeq and is a predicted model, not a curated record. The transcript has a single exon.
AUAAGCGGCUAAGAUUUGUAUUAAUUGAAGGAGAGCCUGGCAUAGGAAAGAGCACAUUAGCUAAAGAGCUAACGUUGCGAUGGGUUAGACAAACAGAUGAAUAUUUAACAUAUUAUAGAAUUGUUAUUUUAAUUCCACUGCGUCUUGAAACUAAUCAAAAAGCUAAAACCAUUGAAGACCUUCUCAUUGAUGGUGAAGAUAUUGAUGAGACUGCAGUAAUGUUAUCAAUUAAUGAAACAAAAGGAGCAGGUGUUCUUUGGAUAUUAGAUGGUUUUGAUGAGCUUCCACAUCAUUUGAGAACCAGUGUAAGUUCAAUAUUUAUCAAACUUAUAAAAGGAGACAUUCUUCCCAAGUCAACAGUGAUAGUUACAAGCAGACAUGCUGCCACUGAUCCUUUGCUUACCUUUUUAGAAGAUGACUCAAAACAUAUUGCUCUUAGAGGCUUUGGUCCUAAUGAAACCAUACAAUAUGCUUUCAGAUAUUUUCAAGAUAGAGAAAUACUUCAAGAAUUUUAUUCUUAUUACAGAGGUAAUACUAUGAUUGAAAAUAUGCUGUACAAUCCAAUGACCUGCUUCAUUAUGUGUACAGUAUUUAAUGAGUUUAUACUUACUAAUAAUACAAAAUACCCGACAACAAUGACCGGAGUUUAUAAUUACUAUGUCCGUGCAUUACUCAAGCGACACCUCAUUGAUGCUAAAGAAAUUGAUAUAAACUAG